This is a messenger RNA of Brugia pahangi, 255 nucleotides long. Lineage: Eukaryota; Metazoa; Nematoda; Chromadorea; Rhabditida; Onchocercidae. The record is from the annotation of a GenBank genome assembly.
AUGCCGUUCACUAUGAAUUCGAGGAAGCAGACUGGUCAGUUAAUCUUUCACAUCUUUGGACCAACAGCAUUUAGUAAAACGAAUAUCCAAAAGGCAUCCACGCUCGGUAUUGGAAGUCUGAAAAAAAUUUCCCUCUCGAACCAAACAGAAUAUUUUGUGCAGAGUGAUAAAAGAUCGUUUGAUGGCGAGGAUUCCAAAACAGUGGAUUCUGAAAUUAUUUCAGGUUCCGAAAGAGAAACAAAGACAAAGAUUUAG